Drosophila eugracilis is the source of this 6988-nucleotide messenger RNA. RefSeq lists its product as uncharacterized. NCBI's taxonomy places the organism in Eukaryota, Metazoa, Arthropoda, Insecta, Diptera, Drosophilidae. The record is from RefSeq and is a predicted model, not a curated record.
AUUUGCAUACGAUUUACGAUUCCCGUAGCCUCCAAAACGGACAAUCCUACGGGUUAAGUCUGUCAGGAAGCUGCGGUUCCCCCUUACAACCUCCUCAAAAACACUCACACACACACAAUGGAAGGCAAGGGCAUGUAACAGGUAACACAACACAAUUGACACCUGUCUCGCUCUGCAUUUCCGUGACUCUCUCGCUCUCUGAGCAUCCUUUGUGUAAGGUCCUGUAAUACUCGUUCUGCCAAUAACAACAGUUGCCACAAGGAGCCAUUUCAAUGUCAUGAAAUGAUGUUUGCAAUAAGUGAAAAAAUUAAAAGAAGAUUUUAGAUCGAUUUAAUGUUUCGAUAGACUGUUUUGGGACUUUUCAAGACAAAAUGAAAAGGAUAUGAAAAUACAAAUAUUUGCAAAAGAAGAACUCUUUUUAGAAACAAGAAAAGUUUCUUCAAAUAUAGGAAGUUUUAAUGAAAGUCUUGGUAAAAUAUUUAACCGGUAAUUGAUAUAGCAUAAUAUUUGCUAAAAUAACAAUAUUAAAAUAAAUUAAACUUUAUGUAUAUGCGUAUAUAGAAACACUGAGAACAUCCUUUAUUUAGAAAUGGAUAACUUUUUGGGCAGCACAUGUUGUGCCAGAGUUUGUCCUGUUUGUUUAAAUCCCUUUUUGAAUGUUCAAAGUUAAAUGGCACUGGGGCUGGGGCGGAGUCACCAACUUUUUCAUUACUGUUGCACAUCAAGUUGAAGUUUGUCGUAUGCUCGAUGACCUUUAUGCAAAAUAGGUCCUGUCACAUGUUUUCCGCCGUCCAGGACCCCGCACUCUCACUCUUCCAAUGGCGUGCAUUAUUAAGCGCCAGCUUUUGUAUUAUUCAGAGCACACAUGAUGUCUGUGUUUGGACUGUGUAAUAAAAAAUCAUUCAUUAUUCAUGCAAAGGCUUCACUGUGGUCAGGCAGUUUUUCCUGCCGUUCUUAUUGAAAUGCCAUUAGCGAAAUUCCUGCGAUUGCUAAUGCGCCGACGCGACGUAUACGCAAUCUGGCAUUGAGAUAAUAUUUAUAUAUCGCUUAAUAUGGGCAUGGGCAUCAGCCAGGUGAACAGAGAUUUGCAUUAAUAUUGGCGGAACAAUGCCUGGCCAUAAUCAUUACGAAUGCAGAUAAGUGGAGGCCAUAAUGCCAGGUAGUUGAGCCUAAUUAAAAGAGAGAGGGCAUACAGGAAACAAAGGCCAAGAUUGCCUUGUGGUGAUGCGUGAAUUUCUUUUUUUUUUUGUAACAACAGUACAGAGAUACAAAACAUUGGCAACAUUUCGUGGUCGUUUUCAGCGAGUUGAUUCCGUUUUUGUUUGUGUUUGCCUUGCCGGAGCACGCGUUACCUUGGACAAGAAUAAACCAUCCAAACAUCCUGCAGCAACCAAGCAUCCAAGCACCCAGGCAUCCAUCUACUUGGCCAUUGUGGUUGUUCUUGGCGUUUUUCCUCGGCGCGGCCUCACGUUCAUCCUCAUCUUUUGUGAAUCCUUGGCGCAGCAGAUUCUAGUUGGUGGCCUACUCUGAAGAAAAUGUUUGAAUAGAGAUGGCCAAACUUUCACGACGUGCCUCGUCGUCUGCAGCAACGCCCACCACAGCAACAACAGCAACUACUGCAAGUACCGGAGUAACAUCCGUCAAUCCAAGUCAUGCCACAGGCACAACGCAGCAACAAGAGGAGCAAAUUCAACAGAAUCAGGAGAAGUCUCUGCAGCAGCAUCAGCAACAGCAACUGCUGCAACAUCAACAACAGCAACGCAUUGCCCGCCGUGCCGCCAGCAACAGCAACAGACCCCAAGCAGCGGCUCUCAUUGAUACGAGUCCUGAUGUCCUACAUGAGAAUCCACCGCCAUCACCGACACCGGCGGCGUUAUCCAACCACAGCAGCGGCAAUAACAAUAUUAACAACAGCUACCACAGCAACACUGCCACGCCCACAGCACCCGCCCACGCCCACGUUACGGCUACGCCCUAUAUGCCGCUUCUACCGCCGGGAGAGCGGAAUCUGACGGACGCGGAAAAUGCAGCGGAGCGGGCCAGGAUUCGAGAGGAGUUCUUUGCCACCUAUGACGUUAUGACCGGCGUUAGGAUCGCCGCCACAUUGGGCGGUUUUUUUGGCCUUAUGGUUUUCUUGAUCGUUUGGAAAAGUCGAAGCAGCAGCAACGAGACAUUGAAGGUUCUAAAGGAUCCCAAAAUGGCUGCAGUGGCAGCUGUUUGCAUGCAGGAGGAAGAGGAGCGAGAGAUCCACGAUGCCAUUGUAGCGACGGGGAUGUCUAUUUAUCCGGAUGAAUAUGAUGCGAUGGUCUACCGAAGGCAGCGAAUGCUCUCGCUGGGUAAUGUGAGUGCUCCUCCACUGCUGAAUCGCGGCUAUCGCUGUGGCUCUAUGGGUGGCGUUGGUGUAGGCGUUCCUGUGGGCUAUAGUUACCUACUUGAACCUCCGCGUCGCUUUUCCUAUUCUUCGAUGUCUGGUGGGGGACCUGGUUCCGGCCAUGUUGGGCGUCGCAAGAGUGGUUCUGAGUCGUCGCGGAUUUUCAGCAACUACCCCAUGGGCGGUAGUUUCGGAACAGACGACUAUUUUGUGGAGACGGAGGAUGAACUGGAGGCAGAGGAAUAUAUGCAGCCAGGCGUCCCAGAUGAGUCGGAUCAUCAGCACCAAAGGACGGACUCUACGCGCAGUAAACCCGGAUUUCUGUCUGUACCGAUGGCGGGUCAAGACUCACGUCGGAGCAGUGCUAUGACCUGUUGCAGCACGGAUAGCUCUUACCUGGAGCGGCGAACAUCCGCCUACAUGGGCGGUUGUAUGGGCAACCUGCCGCCCACGCUGCAAAGGAAACUAUCGACUGCCUCGCGGACAUCGAGCAUCGAAAACUGGGACUACUACUAUCCAGACAUCCAGGUUAUCCAGCCGACGCCUAAGGCAUCUCCCUGUCCUUCGGAGCGCAGUGUACACGAUGGAUCCGGAACGGGAUCAGGAAACGGCUCGAGGACAUCCAACCUUAGUGCGUCCAAUAUCAAGCGAAAGCACAGUAUCGUUUCCUAUGAUCCAGACAGUGCGCAGGCAGGUAGGAAGCAGCAGAUCCAUUCGAUCAGCGCGGACACCGUGGAUGUGUAUCCUUACAACCAGGAGAGCUCCAUGGAUCUGGCAUUGGCACUGCCUCUUCCCAAACCGGUGCAGUCGGCCCCGCCAACUAGUGUCCAUCAGGCGUUCCACUUUUGCGACUCGCCCUCCGAGGAACUGCGUCUAGGAGUCCGACGAAAACUUACGCUUGUGGAGCUGCAGCGAAACGAGAGCAACAACAACAGCUUUCCAUAUACGCCCAAUGCAGCAGUUCCGGCCGGAGUGGGUGGAACGGCAGCCAGCUCAAGUAGCAUCAGCGUCGACAGUACCCCAGUGAGUCUGGAACGGUUAAAUGGCGCAGGUAGCGGUGGAAGCGCCAGCUUGGCCACAAUAUCCGUGUCCAACAAACUUCCGGCUAUGGGCAACAACAAUCCAGAGAAGCGAGCUCCGCUAGCUUCACUAAGUUCCUUCAAGAUCUCCUCACUGGAGUGUCCCGACUCCGAGUUGCGUUCCUUAGACGAAGACUCGGUUUUCGGUCUGGAGAGUCCGGCGGAUACGGACGAUGACAUGCAGCAGCUAAGCAGCGACAGCGAGGAGCAGGAGGCGGCCGCCCAGGCCCAAGCCCAGGCAGCUUCAAUCCGGGCUAGUGGGGAGACAAAGCCUAGUCCUCUGCUGCUUUCCAUGCCCGUCAAGCGAAUGAGUCUGAGUGCGGUGCCCUCUGGGGGAUUGACAAGUGCAGCCUUGACUGGUGGCGGUGGUGCCCGGCCAAGGAGACCUCUACUGCAAAGGCAUCGUACCAUUAGCGUCACCUCCAGUGAUCGGGUGGCUCUCAUCAAUCAGCCUCUGCAGCUUCAACAGUUCCACAUGGGCUUGCCCAUUCAAUCGGAGGCGCCACCGCUGGAAACUCACUUUGGAGCAGUGGUGAGUCAGAGUCCCCCUAGGCGUGGACCACUCCUACAGCAGUACAGCGAUCCUCAGACGACGACGACGACCACAACGACCACCACCACGGAGGAGGACACAUGCUCCACGCUGAACACAGAGCUGGGCUUGGUGGAGGCUUCAGGAGCAGCUCUUGGUGGUGCUGAAUCCGCAACACACACGCAGUACAGCAGCCUCAACACGGUGAUCAGCAUGGGUCGAUCAACGCCAAGUCCCGUUCCCGUUCUGACCACCCGGAUGGACAAUAAUUCCGCCACCCAGCAGCCAGCUCAACUGCCAACGAAUGCCAUCCGGCUGGUGCACGAUCCCUGCCCAUCGUCUGUAUCCGAUUCGGUGAUAGCCACCCGGCAGCAGAGCAUCUGUGUGCCCGCCUCCUUAAAAGAACUUAUUCUGCGUAAGGGAUCGGGUCCAACUCCGGCUCCCACCAGCGGAAUCACCCGGAGUGCAACUAACUUGAGCUGUGAGAGUGGAGCCGCUGCACCAACCACAACGACUGCGACGCCCGCCGUCAUGCUAGAGCUUCCCCUUAUCCGGUUGCCCAACGAAGAGGAUGACGACCAGGAGUUGCACCACUCGCACUUGGAGCGGGGCAUUGAAGGCUUGGGCGGUGAAAAGCGCGAUCCCAGCCUUCCCGGUACUUCCAGGAAAUGGUCCAAGGAGACACUAUUCUAGCCCAACUGGUUUCCACUGCUCCAACGAAGGCAGUUCCAUGGGCCGGGCCACUAUUUAAGAGCUUAGCAACUGACUUUGUACGCAUGGUAAUGGAAUCUACAGUGAAAACUCCCCAUAGAGGGCUUAUGGAAUUAUUAUUUACUUUCAAGCUCUACCAUUAAGUUAAGCAUAAUGAAAGAGGAUGGUAAAAACCUUUGCCAUUUGUCAGAAACUUAUAAGUUCUUUGUUUUUAAAAAACUUUUGUUAAAGAAAAUUGCUAAGAGUCAUUCGAGUACGUUAGGGCGAGUUUUCACUGUACUUUCGGUAGUUGCAUGGUCUGGCAACCGACUUCCUGGGUUGCUCGAGACCCGGAACUAUGAAACGCGAGUAUUGAUGAGUAUUUAGGUAUAGAUAAGGAGUUUUAGAUUAAGCGCAUUUAGUCAAAAUAUAAGUUAGUUGAGUCUGGCAUAAGAAGUUACUGUAGUACAUGCCUACCAAACAUGUAUAGACCGAUAGUAAUGAGAAAUGGGUAACGAACAGCAACAUGAACAACAACGUAUUCGUACUUAGAGACUGUUGUCUAUUAUUGUUAAUAGAACUCUAAAAGUUAAGUAGUGAUACUCGGAUUUAUUUUUCACACUUUAUCUAUAAAACCAAUUUGUAUGCGUUCGUAUGCAGCCCCAUACUAAGGAGAAAAUUUAUAUAUUUCUAUAGAUAUAUCGCCAGCCGCCAGCAGAUAUCAAUCUUUCUAUCUAUCUAUCUCUCAUUCUCCCUAUUAUGGAACGAAAACUCUUCUAGUGUCUUAAACAGCAGCCAAAUACUUAAAGUAUUGUAAUUUAGAAAUUUUUAUAGAUUGCACAACAAACUUUAAAUCGAAUCGAAUCGAUCGAAAUCGAGUUAUCCUUGCAACAGAAGUACUCUGACAGAAGACCUUAAGAACCUCAAAAGGUUCACCCAAAGAUGCCUAAAUGUCUUUUAUGCGUAGCUAGACAAAAGUUUCAGACUUUCUAGAAACAUUUUCGCAUUUCCCCGCUCCUGCCUAUUCGAACACGAAUUGUUGGUAAUAUAAUAGAAUUGUUGUCAGAAUAUAGAGUUACAAGCGAAUAUAAAAAUUGAAAAACAAAAAAAAAAAGAACAUCUAUGUAAACAAUUUCCUAACUCAUCCCACCUACGCAUCUCUAUUUUUCUAUGAAAAGCUAAAGCCAAGGAAAGGAAAACAGACGAAACGGUACAUAAAUCAAAUGACUUGUGUUAUUCAAAUCAAAAAUACAUAAUUAGUAGACGAAACGCAAGAUAAUAUAAUAGAGCUGCAUUUUGAGGUAACCCAGCCCCCUAGAGACUUUCUAACAUGCCUGAGCCUCAGCCUGAGCCUGAUUUGUACCUUUCCUAUGCAUAAGUAUAUAUUUAUAUACACCACACAUGUAUAAAUCGAGCCCUGUUUGAAUAUUUUUUAAUACUAGUAAGUAUUUUGUACGACGAGAUCAACUCGAGUGGCGCCUAAGAAAUGCAAAAUGGUAUAUCAAAAGAAAACCCCCCAAAAAAACAGAAAACAAUUAAUUGUUGGUUAUAUGCUGAAGAACGUAAGAGUAAAUGAAAAUUCGAAAAUAUUGUAAUUGUAGCGUUGAUUUGUUUAAAAUGAGCAAAAAUAUACAUACAUAUAACUAAUAACGUAGAUAAAUAUACAUACCUAUAUUUAAUGAAACCAAUGAGCAAACCUAACUUGUGUAAGUCAAAGAGUAGCGGAACCAAUUGUUAAACCUAAGCAUAAUAAAUCUGUAAUAAAACUGAGCUGUUGUAUUAAAUGAACAAUAACAAUGUUGAAGACAAAGUUUGGAUAUCGACGCCAAGCCCAAUAAAUGCGUAGAGCAUUCAGUUUGUGAACUUCGUUUACGAGUACUUAGUAUUUUUACUGAAAAAAUGUUCUUUUUUUCUCCCCCUUUCGUUGCGUUAUUUUCUUUUAUACUUUUGUACUAAUAUCCCUGCUUUCUUGGACCGAUCUUACUUCCGAUUAAUUUUCAUUAACUUGAUGUCUAUAUGUACCUCUAGCUAAACUCAAAGCAUAAUUGAUCAAAUUGGUAAACGAAAGCAAUUCGAAAUUAAAAGAAAUAUAUGUACUACUAACGCGCAAAACAGAAUUAUUAUUGCAAGAUUACUUUAAAGAAUGGAUUAAAAUUUUUAAAAAGUAUGAGCUAUUAAAGAACAAACUUAGUUAAAUGUUAUAUAUAUGAAGAAAAAAACAGAAAAUUGAUGUACAUGUUAGCGAUAUUAAUGAGAAAUGUGACAAGUGAAAAAUAAACCAGAAGAAAAUACAUAUACACAAGGUGCCAAGUUAUA